Bactrocera oleae (olive fruit fly) is the source of this 1711-nucleotide messenger RNA. RefSeq names its product putative odorant receptor 59c. Lineage: Eukaryota; Metazoa; Arthropoda; Insecta; Diptera; Tephritidae. Gene Ontology annotation, cellular component: plasma membrane. Gene Ontology annotation, biological process: detection of chemical stimulus involved in sensory perception of smell; sensory perception of smell. Gene Ontology annotation, molecular function: olfactory receptor activity; odorant binding. The record is from RefSeq and is a predicted model, not a curated record.
UCAACCGUUUCGCAGCAAUUGCAAAACUACAGACUUAUUUGUUAUUUCGCUGUCAUUAUGCCGAAGAUAUUACGUGUUAGCAGUGCUAACGUUUACAAGUCGCGUGACGCGCUCACAUAUCUUUUCAAUAUUUUCACUUUCGUCGGCACAAAUCCGUUGGAAAACCGUUCGCGUCGAUAUUACUGUCUCUAUUACUUUUAUUCGUUUACAGUGAACUUCAUAUGCUGCCUCUUCUGUCCGCUCUCAUUUCACAUAGGCUACAUAAAGUUAAGGUCUGUGCUAACUAACAGCCAAUUACUGGCCGCCAUACAAAAUGCCGUUCAAGUGUCGGGCAUCCCUAUCAAAAUUUUCGUCAUCACGUGGUACAUGAAGCGUCUACGACAUGCGCUUGAUAUUCUCGAUGAAUUGGAUGUGAAUUAUACGCAGCACGAAGAUUUGGCGAAAAUACGCGAAUGCGUACAACGGUGUAGGAAGAUUGUAUUAAUAUUCUGUUUGCCCUACUACAGUUUCGAAGUGUCGACCAUAGCGCUGGGUGUGCUACAGAAUCGCGCACCACUGGCUGCUUGGGUGCCUUUUUUGGAUGGGCAACGCGCCGCUUGGGAGUACUGGACGAUUGUGUUGUGGGAUUCGUUUAUCAUGUUCAUUUUGUUGUGCCAUCAACUCGGCAGUGACACUUAUCCGCCGAUAUUCAUUAACAUCAUUCGCACACAUAUACAAUUAUUGAUGUUGCGUGUGAGUCGUUUAGGGCGCGCGGAUGCGCUGACUGCGAAUCAGCAUUAUGAGGAGCUGGUGGCAUGUAUUCGCUCGCACGUUCAAAUUGUGAGCAUUGCAAAGAUUGUUGCGCCUGUUAUUUCAGUCACUCUUUUCACCCAAUUCGCUACCACCGCCACCACCCUAUUGAAUUGGUUGGGUAAUGUGGAAUAUCCGGAAAAUAUUAUAUCCCUCGCCUUUUUUUCUUGCCAACUGCUGCAAAUUUUGCCCUGCUGCUCGUCUGCCUCUCAACUUAUUGCCGAUUGCGAGCGUUUGCCCGACGCGAUUUUCCACUGUAACUGGGUGAAUAAGGAUCGCCGCUUUCGUAAGGCGAUUUUGUUUUUUCUGCAAUGCACUCAAACCCCUAUACGUUUUUCGUGCUUGAAACUUUUCGAUGUUAAGCUCGCGACAAGCGUCGCUAUUGGAAAAUUCGCUUUCUCGCUUUACACUUUAAUAGAGGAGACAAAAGUUGGCACUGACGCGGAACAUUGAGACUUGGAGUAUUGUCUUUUUCCUGCCUAUCUUUUUGUGGUUUCAAAUCGUUGAAACUUAGUAGUGAACGAUGUUUUAUUCACAAAUGUCUUAAAGAUACACCUAAUUUAGAAAUCAAUUAACCAAUAUAUUAGGUAAACUUCACUAGGUGUGCAAUAGAUGAUAUGAUGUAGACUUCUACGGUCGUUGGAUAUAACAUAAAGAUUAAGAUUCAACUUCAUCUAAUAGGUACCGAUGUAGAAUUCUUAUUAAAACAAUAGAUAAUAAUAGAAAGUUGACUAUAUAAACCCUCUUUUUAAAAAUUGUGUUUUAUGUUUUUUCGUGAGCGAAGGGUCAACAUUAUUAAUACACGUAGCACUUACCGGAUUGAAGAGGUAAAAUAGCUCUUGAAAAUAAUAGUGGAUAGUUUUACUCUCUUAACAUGUUGUUACAGAGCAUAAUAGUUUUGUUCACCAAACGGUUAUUUGUA